GGAAUAGAGGCCGCGAGCGCAACAGUUCCGCAGCCCUCCACUCGGAUUCUUGCUUCCCAGACGACCUCCAGGCUGAUCCUGACCAGGCCUGGCCGCGCAGGUUGGUGGGCAAGGUACCGAGAAUACUGCCGUCCCCAGACCAGCGAGCGGCGAUGCUGGUUGCCGCACUCGAUGCCGGGUGUGGAGGUGGACGAGCUGGACGGUGAGAUAUAAAGCCUGCUGGCGACGCCCUCGGGCCUGCUGCUGCCACUCGACGUCGCUUUCCUCCUCAUCGCCACUGACCCUUCGUCCGCUCGUGACCUGAAGGACGUGUUCUGUAUAUCUGCCCAGCUUACCCCGCGACCCGCAUCGGCUACACAGACGUGCAACAAUGGCGCACAGAUUCGACCCGACCUUCACCCAGCGCGUGAUUGAUGCCAUCGGCCCAAAUGCGACGCCCAGGAACCGGGUGAUCUUCACCUCGCUGUUCAGGCACUUGCACGACUUUGCUCGCGAGGUCGAGCUCACCAUCCCAGAAUGGGAGGCCGGCAUGCAGUUCUUGGACGACGUUGGACACAUGUAUUUCACCAGCAACAAGACGAGGCACGAGAUGCACCGUCUGUCCGAUAUCACCGGUCUUGAAUCCCUCGUCGACGAGAUCGCCCACAAGCACGCUUCGGAGUCGGGCGCGCCCACGUCAUCCUCCAUUCUCGGACCGUUCUGGUCUCCCAACGCGCCAUUCCGCGAAUGCGGCGACACAAUCGUGCGCGACCCCGCACCGGGCGGCCUGGUGACGCUCAUGCACGGCAAAGUCAUCGACCUCGAGACGAAGAAGGGCAUUCCAAACGCCGUCGUCGACAUCUGGCAGGCGUCGUCGAACGGCAAGUACGACUUCCAAGACCCGGAGAACCAGUCGCCAAACAACCUGCGCGGCAAGUUCCGAACGAACGAGAACGGCGAGUACCACUUCUACUGCCUGCGGCCGACGGCGUACAGCCUGCCAACCGACGGUCCGUCCUGGAAGCUGCUUCAGAUGCUCGACAGACACCCGAUGAGACCGGCCCACAUCCACCUCAUGGUCACCGCCGACAACUACAAGACCUGCGUCACCCAGAUCUUCCCGUCGGAUGACCCAUGGCUGAAGACGGACACCGUCUUCGCCGUCAAGGACGAUCUCGUCGUCGACUUCAAGCCGAGCACAGACCCGAAGGCUGACCGAGAUCUCGAGCUCAACAUCACGCUUGCGCCAAAGCCGAUUGCCGGCGACUCUGGCCCGGCUCCAACUGGCAAGUUAUGAACAUGUAAAGUACAGAAUCUUUUGUCUAGGAUGGGAAAGCGGUCUUCUUUUUUGAAAUGAGUGAGUGCAUUUGGGGCGCAUGUGCGGGGAUCCAAAAUGAUACCGCAAAUUGUUUCUUCCCAAGUUUAGCGAGAUGAAUGAAUCAAAAAUAAAGAUUCUGAAGAGAUCCCAAAAAAGAAAACGAACUCUGCGCUCUUCUCGA
Verruconis gallopava is the source of this 1478-nucleotide messenger RNA. RefSeq lists its product as uncharacterized. Bases 371 to 1276 code for a protein of 301 amino acids. NCBI's taxonomy places the organism in Eukaryota, Fungi, Ascomycota, Dothideomycetes, Venturiales, Sympoventuriaceae. Gene Ontology annotation, biological process: catechol-containing compound metabolic process. The transcript has 2 exons. The record is from RefSeq and is a predicted model, not a curated record. Gene Ontology annotation, molecular function: ferric iron binding; catechol 1,2-dioxygenase activity.